AGAUGAAGCUUCCGUGGAUUCUGAUCGCUUUAUUUUGCGGCUUGUGCAGUGGUUCAAUCGAACGUAGAAUUCGGCCAAAUGAAGGAACGAUUUUCGGGUGGCUAGGUUCAAUAUUGCUACCUUCAACUACGACAACAACUUCAACUCCGGUAGUGGCAACAACUUCCACAACAACCACAAGAACCACAACAACCAGCAGUACAACGAGCAGUACGAGUACUACGACAACCAGAACCACAGUGGCACACUUUCCCAUUGAAAGGGAUUGUGUUACUUGUCGCUGUGGCUUGAUUAAUACCCUGUACAAAAUCGUCGGAGGUCAGGAGACCCGAGUCCAUCAAUAUCCCUGGAUGGCUGUGAUUCUUAUCUACGAUCGCUUCUAUUGCUCAGGAUCUCUGAUCAAUGAUCUGUAUGUUCUAACAGCAGCACAUUGUGUGGAAGGUGUACCACCAGAACUAAUCACCCUUCGAUUUCUCGAGCACAAUCGUAGUCAUUCCAAUGAUGAUAUAGUGAUCCAGAGAUACGUAUCCAGGGUGAAGGUGCACGAACUGUAUAAUCCGCGAAGCUUUGAUAACGAUAUAGCAAUUCUACGGCUUAAUCAACCGGUUGAUAUGAGGCAUCAUCGUUUGAGACCCAUUUGUCUGCCCGUACAAUCGUACAAUUUCGAUCACGAACUGGGUAUAGUUGCUGGUUGGGGAGCUCAGAGGGAAGGAGGAUUCGGCACCGAUACCUUAAGGGAAGUGGAAGUUGUGGUCCUGCCCCAAUCGGAGUGUCGGAAUGGCACAACCUAUAGGCCUGGACAAAUUACCGAUAACAUGGUGUGUGCUGGAUAUGUCUCGGAGGGUGGCAAGGAUGCCUGCAGCGGCGACAGUGGAGGACCUCUGCAGACCACCUUCGAUGAGCAGCCGGGUCAAUAUCAGCUGGCGGGAAUCGUUUCCUGGGGUGUCGGAUGUGCCAGACCCCAAUCGCCUGGAGUUUACACCAGGGUCAAUCAGUAUCUUCGCUGGUUGGGCUCCAAUACUCCAGGAGGCUGUCAUUGCAUGCCAUAUCCUGAGGAAGAUUACUGAACUCAAUCAGCAGAUGAAUAGAAUUUAUUGUAUAUUAUAAAAUUUAAGAUAGCUGUGCUGCAUAAAUGAUCCAAGCUGCUUCUUCAAUAACAAUUUAUGCACUCACUUUUAACUAAUUUAUGCAAAGUGCACACAAAUUUGCAACCAAGCAGCACAUCGAUCAAAAGUUGCUCACCAACUUUUUGGCUAGAUUUUAGCAAAUGUUGCAUAAACUACUUGGAAAACGCUCAGCUUAUCCCCCGGGGAGCACAUCCAUAUCCAUAACCACAUCCUUAAC
Molecule: messenger RNA, 1344 nt
Organism: Drosophila sechellia
Lineage: Eukaryota; Metazoa; Arthropoda; Insecta; Diptera; Drosophilidae
Product: transmembrane protease serine 6
Exons: 2
Coding region: 3-1067 (354 amino acids)
Biological process (GO): proteolysis
Molecular function (GO): serine-type endopeptidase activity
Source: RefSeq, a predicted model, not a curated record